UAGGAAGACAUUUAGGGGCGUGAACAUAUUUCCUGCACUUGAUAUUUUGUUGUUGAGAAACUUCAGCGCGUUCAGGAGUCGGCUACAUUGUCAAGGAGCGCUGACACCUGUAAAGUCACUGAAAUAGAGAUGCAGAGGUAUCUGGUGCUCUGUAUGGCCCUGCUGGCCCAGGUCUCUGCUGAUGACUGCCCAGGCGGAGAGGUGUGUGAGGAGGGCAACACCUGCUGCAAGGGCCCCUCCGAUGGCUAUGAAUGUUGCCCAGUGUAUCAGGCUGAGUGCUGUGAGGAUCAUAUCCACUGCUGCCCUGAGGGAACACUCUGCGUUGUGAAUGAGUCCAUGUGUGUGAAUGGAACUGUCUCCCUACCAUGGGUGGAGAGAAUCUCUGCUAAACAGUCCAUAUAUCCUAAAUCUUUCAGAAUGAUCAGUGCAUAUGCCGGGGAUGAGGAUGAUAACAUCUGCCCUGACAAGUCCCACUGCCCUGAAGAGUUCUCCUGUCUGAAGGCCACUACAGGCUAUGGUUGCUGUCCUGUUGCUCAUGCUGUGCCUUGCUCUGAUGGGAAACAUUGCUGUCCUGAAGGCCACCAGUGCAGCACAGACUGCAGCUCCUGCAUCAAACAGACAGAGCCUGUUGUUGCAGUGAUGUGCAGUGACAGAGAAUCUGAGUGCCCAGUGGGAACCACAUGCUGUGAGACUCCAGAUGGGAGUUGGGGGUGCUGCCCCAUGUCCAAGGCCGUGUGCUGUGAGGAUAAGAUUCACUGUUGUCCUGAGGGCAGCACCUGUGACAUCAAGCAAUCCAAGUGUAUAUCCACUACCAACAAGGAAAUGCCCAUGUGGGCUAAGUUCCCUGCUCGCAAGAGGGCAGAGUGGGAAAACCAGAAUGACGUUCCCUGUGAUGAGACAACGGCCUGUUUGGAUGGAACCACAUGUUGUAAAACACAGGAAGGAGGAUGGGCAUGCUGUCCUCUGCCACAGGCAGUUUGCUGCAGUGACUUCGUCCACUGCUGCCCACAUGGUAAGAAGUGCAACCUGGCUGCCCAGACGUGUGACGACCCCUCAGGCUCCCCCUCUGAACCCUGGCUGAAGAAGGUUCCUGCUGUGCCUCGGGAGGGUAAAUUGCCAGGAGAUGUUACCUGUGACCCCACCCACGUGUGUCCCGACAACACCACCUGCUGCAAGACAGUGUCAGAAGGCUGGGCCUGCUGCCCCUUGCCUGAGGCUGUUUGCUGUGAGGACCAUGAGCACUGCUGUCCCCAUGGCACCACCUGUGACCUGGCUGGCCUCACCUGUGAUGGUCCCUCAGGGUCGGAGCCCAUAGUGGGGAAGGUGCCAGCUCUCACAACCCUGGCUUCUGAUCAUGAAGAGGCAGCCACAGACCAGCAAGGGGUGCAGAUGGAUGACAUGGAGCUGCCUACAGAGGAUGACAAAGACGUUCCCUGUGAUGAGUCAACGGCCUGUUUGGAUGGAACCACAUGUUGUAAAACACAGGAAGGAGGAUGGGCAUGCUGUCCUCUGCCACAGGCAGUUUGCUGCAGUGACUUCGUCCACUGCUGCCCACAUGGUAAGAAGUGCAACCUGGCUGCCCAGACGUGUGACGACCCCUCAGGCUCCCCCUCUGAACCCUGGCUGAAGAAGGUUCCUGCCGUGCCUCGGGAGGGUAAAUUGCCAGGAGAUGUUACCUGUGACCCCACCCACGUGUGUCCCGACAACACCACCUGCUGCAAGACAGUGUCAGAAGGCUGGGCCUGCUGCCCCUUGCCUGAGGCUGUUUGCUGUGAGGACCAUGAGCACUGCUGUCCCCAUGGCACCACCUGUGACCUGGCUGGCCUCACCUGUGAUGGUCCCUCAGGGUCGGAGCCCAUAGUGGGGAAGGUGCCAGCUCUCACAACCCUGGCAUCUGAUCAUGAAGAGGCAGCCACAGACCAGCAAGGGGUGCAGAUGGAUGACAUGGAGCUGCCUACAGAGGAUGACAAAGACGUUCCCUGUGAUGAGUCAACGGCCUGUUUGGAUGGAACCACAUGUUGUAAAACACAGGAAGGAGGAUGGGCAUGCUGUCCUCUGCCACAGGCAGUUUGCUGCAGUGACUUCGUCCACUGCUGCCCACAUGGUAAGAAGUGCAACCUGGCUGCCCAGACGUGUGACGACCCCUCAGGCUCCCCCUCUGAACCCUGGCUGAAGAAGGUUCCUGCCGUGCCUCGGGAGGGUAAAUUGCCAGGAGAUGUUACCUGUGACCCCACCCACGUGUGUCCCGACAACACCACCUGCUGCAAGACAGUGUCAGAAGGCUGGGCCUGCUGCCCCUUGCCUGAGGCUGUUUGCUGUGAGGACCAUGAGCACUGUUGCCCCCAUGGCAGCACCUGUGACCUGGCUACCCUCACCUGUGAUGGUCCCUCAGGGCCAGAGCCAAUGGUGGUGAAGGUGUCCACCCUCACAACCCAGGCACCUGAUCAUGAGGAGGCACCCGCAGACCACCAGGGGGUGCAGAUGGAUGACAUGGAGCUGCCUACAGAGGAUGAUGACAGUGAGGAAGACGAGGAGUUGCACAGGACACAGUGUGACGCCCACACCAGCUGCCCAAAGGCCGCCACCUGCUGCUUUAUGAAGUCCACCCAGAAAUGGGGCUGCUGCCCACUGCCACAGGCAGUGUGCUGUGCUGAUGGAGAGCACUGCUGUCCCAAAGACUACAUAUGUGAUAUGAGCAAGACUUCCUGCUCUAAGGGUGGAGUGGUGAUCCCAUGGUACAACAAGCUGGCAGCUGAGCCAGAUGACAGUGCCCUCACUGCCCCCCUCUCUGUGAAGUGUGACACCCAGAACAGAUGCCCUGAAGGCUCCAGCUGCUGCCAACUUUCCACAGGACAGUGGGGCUGCUGCCCCCUGCGCAAGGCUGUGUGCUGUGCAGAUGAGGAGCACUGCUGUCCACAGGGCUACAGCUGUAACAUGGGCUCAGGGACUUGCCAAAAGCGAAUGUUUCUUCAGUUCCAGACGGUACCCCUAACUCGGGUGUCUGCGCCUGAGCCCCCGACCCCACAGGAGAAGGAAAUCCACUGUGGGGGGCCGUUUGUCUGCAAUAAUGAGGAGACAUGCUGCAAGGUCUCCGCCACUACAUGGGCCUGCUGUCCCGUUCCAAAUGCGGUGUGCUGCAGUGACAUGAAGCACUGCUGCACUACAGGCUACACCUGUGGUGAGGGAGGGUCCUGCACCCAGUCCACUGGCUUCAAAUGGGACCACUGGCAGGUGUUCUUCUCCAACAAGAAGAGAGCCCUGCGUGUGUGACAACAUUGGGCUAGACCCAUCACUCCAACCGUUGGUAGGCCCACACUCCACCACUAGACGCAUUGCACUAAUGAAGGGACGCAGGAGCUUAAUAUCACUGUUACAGUAUAUCAAAUUGUGUUUUUUACAGAGGACAAAUUGUGUGUGUGUAUAUAUAUAUAUAGGAAAGGGAAGUGAAAAUAAGUAACAUUUUGCGCCAUUGGUAGGUGCUUGGAAUGUUAUUACAUUUACUUCAAGAGAUACCCAUGCUUGCUCAUAAACAGAAACUAUCAAGGAUUUGAAAUCACUCCAAAAAUUAGAUGCCAAUGUUGAACAAUCUUUUAGGGUUGUGGCUCAGGGAAGGAUUGGAAUGUGAUAAAACUAGUUGUAAGAUACUAUCAAGAUUGACACAGAGGAGCAUAUAAAUGACAAGAACUUAGUACUGUUUUACAAUGUUUGUUACCUUUUAAACAGGAAAAGUGUUGUGUUUUUUAGUUGAUCAUGUGAAGUGCAUUGUGCCUCAUAGUUUCAGGUAUACUUUUGAAAUGCCAUAUGUAGGCCAUCAUUGUAAAUAAGAAUUUGUUCUUAACUGAUUUGUCUAGUUAAAUAAAGGUUCAAUAAAAUAAAUAUGCCACCCUGUGGCUGAACUGAUACUGUCUACUUGGGAAAACUUGAAAUAAAUAUAUAUAUAUAUAAAUAAAUAAAGGUUAAAAAUAUAUAUAUAACUAGGAAAGUCAGUUAAAAACAAAUUCUUAUUUUCAAUGACGGCCUAGGAACAGUGGGUUUACUGCCUUGUCCAGGGGCAGAACGAGAGAUUUUUACCUUGUCAACUCAGGGAUUCGGUCUUGCAACCUUUCGGUUACUAGUCCAACGCUUUAGCCACUAAGCUACCUGCCGCCCCACAUACCCUCCAACGCUCUAACCACUAGGCUACCUGCCACCCAUAUGCCCUCCAACGCUCUAACCACUAGGCUACCUGCCGCCCCACAUACCCUCCAACGCUCUAGCCACUAAGCUACCUGCCGCCCCACAUACCCUCCAACGCUCUAACCACUAGGCUACCUGCCACCCAUAUGCCCUCCAACGCUCUAACCACUAGGCUACCUGCCACCCCACAUACCCUCCAACGCUCUAGCCACUAAGCUACCUGCCGCCCCACAUACCCUCCAACGCUCUAGCCACUAGGCUACCUGCCGCCCCACAUACCCUCCAACGCUCUAACCACUAGGCUACCUGCCGCCCCAUAUGCCCUCCGUCUUGUUGCUACCACGUUUUAAGUAAGAGAUGGAUUAUCCCACUUCCUUGUGUUUUAGAAAUGAUGCCAUUUUAAAUAGUCCGUAAUGAUUCUGGCUGUUGCUACCAAAGGGAAUUAAUUUGCUGUAAAAUGUGAUUAAAAAAAUAAAAGUAAUUGCCAAACUAAUUGUACACUA
This is a messenger RNA of Oncorhynchus kisutch (coho salmon), 4679 nucleotides long. Its product is annotated as progranulin-like. The record is from RefSeq and is a predicted model, not a curated record. The transcript has 19 exons. Lineage: Eukaryota; Metazoa; Chordata; Actinopteri; Salmoniformes; Salmonidae. Bases 130 to 3270 code for a protein of 1046 amino acids. Gene Ontology annotation, cellular component: extracellular region.